Messenger RNA from Fusarium keratoplasticum, 765 nucleotides. RefSeq lists its product as uncharacterized. Bases 1 to 765 code for a protein of 254 amino acids. The record is from RefSeq and is a predicted model, not a curated record. The transcript is spliced from 3 exons. NCBI's taxonomy places the organism in Eukaryota, Fungi, Ascomycota, Sordariomycetes, Hypocreales, Nectriaceae. Gene Ontology annotation, molecular function: oxidoreductase activity, acting on NAD(P)H, oxygen as acceptor. Gene Ontology annotation, cellular component: intracellular anatomical structure.
AUGUCCAAGUUCUCACUUAGUGGCCGCGUGGCCAUCGUCACUGGUGGCGCCAGGGGCUGCGGGAUGGCUUUUGCUGAAGGCCUGGCAGAGUCCGGGGCAGAUGUUGCAGUCUUCGAUGUGAUCAGUCCAGCCAGCAACGAGUUGGAAGAGUUGGCAUCUAAGCAUGGGGUCAAGACUCGAUCUUACAUCGUUGAUGUCACAUCUCUCUCGAGCUUGAAGGAGGGGUUUGCCUCGGUGGCGAAAGACUUUGACGGAAAGUUGGACAUUCUAGUCGCAUGCGCUGGCGUGAACAAGAAUGUCCAUUUCCUUGACACAGAGGAAGAGGACUUUGAACGUCUCUUCAAUGUCAACUGCAAGGGUGUUUACUUUGCCGCGAAGCUCGCGGCCAAGGCCAUGAUCGCCAAUGGAACUAAGCAUGGAAGCAUCGUUCUAGUGGCAAGCAUUGCAUCGCACAUGGCUAUCAGAUCUCAGAGAUCAACAGCUUACUGCGGCACAAAGGGCGCAGUGAGAGCCAUGGUGGCGCCGAUCGCUGCAGAGCUGAACGAGUAUGGAAUCCGUGUUAACUCGGUUAGUCCUGGCUAUGUCAGGACAGCCAUGACAGCGCCGUUUCCGGACCUUCUUGAGGGAUGGAAGGAUGAAAUCAUGAACCAUAGGGUUGCUGAGCCUGAUGAUAUCAAGGGAGCUUGUGUCUUUUUGGCUGGCGAUGCAAGCAAAUAUUGCACUGGGACUGAUAUUCUGGUGGAUGGAGGAGUAACAAAAUGGUAG